Messenger RNA from Oreochromis niloticus (Nile tilapia), 2783 nucleotides. RefSeq names its product ring finger protein 182 (gene rnf182). The coding region runs from base 459 to 1322 and encodes 287 amino acids. The record is from RefSeq and is a predicted model, not a curated record. NCBI's taxonomy places the organism in Eukaryota, Metazoa, Chordata, Actinopteri, Cichliformes, Cichlidae. Gene Ontology annotation, biological process: protein ubiquitination. The transcript has 2 exons. Gene Ontology annotation, cellular component: cytoplasm. Gene Ontology annotation, molecular function: ubiquitin-protein transferase activity.
CUCCACUUUCCACUGCUGGGUCCACUCCUUCAGUCCACACCAGUUCACCAAUUGUGACACAUAUUCGCAUCAGCGGGCCUGGUCUCAAAUCAUAGGUGUCUUUCACGGUCUUUCUCUCAGUGUCUCUCACCCUUCUCCCCCCUUUUUGUGCAGCUCAUGAAAGGCUUUUUACUCCAAAUGAAGCACGGUCAACCCAACUGCUUGGAGGCAAGCAACCGCCAGAGGCCGAAUCCUGCGAGGGGCUUCACCUUCUCGCAUGUCUCUCUUCUCGCUUCACAUUGAAACACAGACACACACACACAUUUUAGGAGACAGCUGCAAUGAAGCCUAGAUCUUCAGUGAAGAGGACCUUCAUCAGUGUCUCCAUCUAUGGGAAAAGUGCUGGUGCUGAGCUUGGACUUGAGCUUUUGGUUGGAUUUUGCGUUUGAUCUUAGAGUUGGAUAAAGUUUUAACACAGGAUGAUGCUAGAGAUGCAAAACCCCGAGGAUAGUGGUGGUGGUGUUGGAGGUUCUGGCUUUGUGGACAUGCUGUGCACUGAAGAGAUGGAGUGUAAGAUCUGCUACUGCGCCUACAACCUGGGGAGUCGAAGGCCUAAGGUGCUUGAGUGCUGCCACCGUCUCUGCUCCAAAUGUCUCAUUAAGAUCCUGGACUUGGGUGAGUCGCCUCCCAAUGCCUUGGUGUGUCCGUUUUGUCGCUAUCUCACCAGACUGCCGGGAGAAGCUGUGAGCAACCUGUCGGAUGAUUCCAACCUGGUGGCAAAGCUGGCCCUCCAAAACAGGAAUCAGAGAAACCGUCAGUUCCACCAGGAGGCAACUACAGAACUGCUCCUAAGCCCCAUGCGCCUGAGCUCACUGAUGAGCAGCAAUUCACCUGUGAUAUCUACUUCCUCCUCCACAUCUUCCUCUACCCCUUACUCCACCAUCCGCAGCUCCCCUAAUUUUGUGGUCAUUACUAUCAUGGAGCCUCCGCCAGCAUCCAUAUCCACCCAAGACAUCCAUGCCUACCAGCAGAUACAUGGCUCUCACCUGUCAAACCAGGACUACCACUCAUCCAGUCUGGACUCUAUGGCAUCCAUCGCAGAGAGGUGGACGGUGUGGAACUGUGCAGCCCUCCUGUGCCAGACUUCAGCCCGGGCAUUGGUAUGGGUUCUGGGGCUCUUGUACUUUAGCUCCCUGCCUAUGGGGGUUUACCUGCUCAUAAUGCAGAGGACAACACUCGGGGUGCUUCUGGUGAGCCUGGUUCCUGCCAGCCUCAUCGUGAUCAUGGUCUAUGGGUUCUGCCAGUGUAUCUGCCAUGAGUUCUGGGACUGCUUACCAUCAUAAUGCAACCAAAUGAACAGGCAAUGCUUUGCUUUGAACAUGCUUCACAAUAGAUCUCCAGAAUUGACUAAUGGGGAUGUUACUGUCUAGCUAACCAUGUGAACUGUUAUUUGAAUGGCAUAAAAGUGGAGCUCAUACAUCUUAAUUUGUGCAAUUUUUAGGCUGAUAAUCACUUACCUAAUAAAGCUCAAAAUGUCAGAUAGCUUUGACUAAAACACUACUUCUGAAGGAAUCUGUUUAAUUUAAUGCAUUAUGACGUUAUAGUUCAAAAUCUAAAGGAAUGUAUAGACUGUUCUCAUCUCCACAUUGGUGUGGCUGAUUUACAUACAAGGUGUCCUCUUUAACUAUUCCCUGAUACAUCAGGUUAGGUAUUAAGCAGCCAGCUUUCUUCUGAGUGGCAUGAGUGGCAAACAUAAGGUUUGAACCAAAGGUGGGUGCAGCUCCUGUGGUCACAGCCAGAGCUGUGUACCUGAGAUGAUCAUAUUAGAGCUAUCCUGUCAUCAUGCAGAGUGAAGAUUAAAAAUAAAACUGACAGAGUAUUUAGAUCAGCCUGAACUUUUGGCUGAUUGGGAUUACUUUCACAUGACUAACAUCAUCAUUUGAAAUUUUGGCCAUGUUUAGGCACGAGCAUCCGCCACUGCAGCAGUACAUAUCUGAAAGAAAAUGAGAAAAAACACAAUAGGUACCUUUAAUGGAGAUAUAAUAUGUAAAACGCAACUGCAGAUCAGCAGCAGAGAUCUUAAACAUUGUCUCUGAGAUCUUAAAUUUGAUUUUAAACACACUCAUUGCCUGUGUCAGAGGGACAAAUCAUUUUGUUCCGAUUAAAGCCCUGCCAGCUAAAAUGAUUAAUUCCCUCAAACAGAAUAAAAGAAGGCAUAAUAAUAAUAAUAUUUGCUGAUAACUAACAUUAGAGGGAAAAGCAGGAUCUAGCUGAUAUAAUUAGUCAAACAUUAAGCUAGAGUGUUUUUUAAGACGUGGGAUCUCUGCUGUUAACGUCUGUUCACAGUGUACUGUAUUAUUAGUCUGAGCCACCAGAUGGUGCUGUGACCAUCCACCCCAACAUCCACCUUCACUGCUGAGGUUUUGCUGGAUGUCCUGUCCUUGCAAAAGUCUUUAUUUCCAGUGUCUUUAUUCAGGCUGUUAAUCCUUGCAAAAAGAUGUCAGCUAAUGGGGUGACUGAUAACUGACAGACCAUCUCUGUUAAUUAAAACAGUUAGAAUCUGCUUCAGACCAGCUCAGACUGUUGUUUAAGAUUUUGGUGCAAGUGUAACAGCAGUGUUUACACUGUAAGUUUGACAGUCAAAUUAACAGUCAUGUUUUCAUGCUUACUUGGUAUUGUCUGGAGUGGAGACGUCUGGAGAGAUAACUGACUGAGAGACCCGAGUCAAAAACAAGCUGGGCUAAUAAAUGUGUAUGAGGUGAAUAACAUUGCACUGCUAUAAUUUGUGGAUUAUUAAAAUAAUC